Molecule: messenger RNA, 2926 nt
Organism: Amoebophrya sp. A120
Lineage: Eukaryota; Dinophyceae; Syndiniales; Amoebophryaceae
Source: the annotation of a GenBank genome assembly
UUUUGGCAGGACUUGAAGCAACGGCAACGCCCAAGAGACGUCGUUCCCCUGGUAGCAGAUAGGCAAUUGACAGUCAUUGCAGCUAUUGCUAUUAGUGCUUGACUCGCUCGGUAUUCAGGAAGGCGAAGGAGAGGUCGCACAACGACAUAAUAAUUCAGUAGAUCGAAGAUCUCGCGGCUGCAUAGCAGGAUCGAUUUUUACUUUGCCGAGUGUACAAAUACACACACAGGAUCGGGUUCUUCUUGAGAAGGUUUCAGAUGUUUUCUUAAAUGCCCGACAGGGCUUCCAUAAUGCCCGAGGACGAAGAGAACAACCCUGUAGUUGUAACUGCAUCGGCGGAGCAAGGCGCAGGAGGCCUCUCACAAUCGGAAAUGGCGGAACAGGUGACCCCGGAGAAGCCCAAAGACGCAGGAGCCUCGACUUCCGCCCCGCCCGAGGAUGCGGACCAAGCGCCGACGCCGCCGCGCCUGUAUUGGCUGGAUUGGUGCCGCACCCAGAGCGUGUGGAACGUGGUAUGCGGCCAUGUGUGGUGGACGAUAAGUGACGAGACGGAGUUCGCGCAGAGUCAAAACGAGACGUACCGGUUUGCGGAUUUGGGAAACAACAAGAUUCCGAAGCCCGGCAAGGUGUUGACAAACAAGGUCACCGACCGGGUGUGGAAGAACAACGUGAUGUUUAGCAAUGUGUAUAUGACGUACACGAACAACGGGAGCGUCGCGCUCACCGAGUCCAUGGCCCGCCAGCGCGAAAACAGCAACAUGUGGGAGUACGUCGUGGAGCAGGGCACGCUGCACACCAUCCCGCUCUUUUUCCUACUGUCCGGCUACAUCAGUGCGGCGGUUUCCGGGUUCAAGGGGCGGAACACAGUCGCUCCGGUCCUGGAUCAGUACCUCGACAAAACGCCGGAUAGUACCACAGGAGGAGCAGAAUUUCCGAAACUCGAGAAGUACGUGGAAAAGCUGAGUUCGAAGGUGGGCGAAGACGCCUUCCACCACUUUUGCGCCCGCCGGUUCAAGCGGUUGAUACUUCCGUUUAUUUUCGGGUCCGUGUGCAGCGUGAUCCCCCGGUCUCUGAUGCGAGACGAAUUCGGGGCGCUCACUGUGAUCGAGUCAGAAAUGUGGUUCUUGUACGCGCUCUGGGGCUUCGCGUGCGCCAACUACGCCUGGGGCCAGUACGCGCACUACUACAAGGCGUUAUUCGAAAUGGACUACGUGAAAGCCGGACAGAGGUGCAUACUGGGCGAGGGUACUUGAUUUUUGAAACCGCAACGUGAAUUUGUUCCAUUUUUUUUGCAACACUCUCCAUGCUGGAUCAGAGUUGUUCCAAAGGCUAUUUUUGAGAACUUUGAUGUUCAUAGAGCAGGUGGCUAUGGAAAAAGAAAUAAAAACCUAAUUAUGCAUUGCAGUUGCCGCUCCGGCCUCCGAUGCUUUCAAAGAGCAGCGUGGAAUGGUGCAAAAGUGGUGCUUGAUCUACGGCGUCGUGGCGCAGCUGGUGAACUGGGUGAUUCCGGUGGUCGCAAACGUGGUCUUUAAUUCGGACGGCAUGAAGACCUGGUGGUGGUUGACGCUGGGCGUCACCUGCCUGAUAACCAUGGUCCUGCAGUUCUUUGCGCUCUUCAUGCUUUCCGGAUCGCAGAAGGGUAUGCACCUGCUCGCGACGCAGUGCGUCGUGCUGUUUUCCAUCGUGAUGUUUAUCCCGAUGACCUUCGUGCUGGCGGCACCGCGCCUGAAGGAAGACGCCGAGUCGGACUUUUUGAGCGUGAACAUGUGGUUCGUCAUGAUGCUGUUUGAGAUGCUGUACAUGUUCGGCUACUUCCUCGCCCUCUUCCAGUCGCACCUGUCCCACGUGCGGCGAAUGCUGCUGCCGAACCACACCUUUGGCGUCGUUAUCCUGCUUUUGUCGGCCAUAUGGCCGGUCGCCACCUUCUGGGGGGCGCGGUCGGCACGACGGGUCGGGCCGUUUCUGACCUUCUACGACGACCAACAAAGACUCCUUGGACUGCUCAGGAGCUGGCUCUGGAUGGCCGUGCUCGCAGGUAAGUAGUUAAUAUGCUGGUUAGGUGGAAGGAUAAGUUUGUUGCAUUGAUCUGUUUCGGUUACCAUCUGUGAAUGCUUUUUUCCAGUGAUUUUAGUCUUUCUUUCGCCGUAGUUCGUUGUGGAAUAGUGAUAUACGCAUGGGUCAUGUGGUCGUGAUUGCGCGGCAAAUUUAGCGGACCGAAAAUAUCCAAAACAAAACAAAACGACCAGCCUUCGCCUACUAUUUCGCAAACGGGACGGUGACACCUGCGGUCCACAAACACAUCACGCAGAGUGCAAUGGUGGUGUACGUUUUUCACCGGUUCGCUGAGGAGCUGUGGUUGCGGGCCCUGCUGGAAAAGGACAGCAAUCGGGACGAGAUUGCCGCUAGCACGAUAGUGCUGGUGCUGCUCAGCUGCAUGGGGUUAUACGCGAUCUUACAAUCCAAUUGGGUCACCCGACUGAUGUUCGGAUUAACCAAAAUCGCCUAGAGGGUUGCAUUUCCUGUCUCUCGGUGAUUUGCCCCUGGAGAACUGUCUCUACUAAAAACCUGCAAAGGUUUUUACGAGCGUUUUUUACAACAUUAUGCGCACUCGUUUUCCACACUACACUACUUAUUACAACAUUAUCGCUUUAUUUUGUGGAGAAGUUUGAGUGUCACAUCGAUAAACAGAUAAUUUUGCUAGUUCAUCCUACCCCCGCUCCACAGCGAGCUCCUUGUGUAUUAAAGGUAAAGACUCAUGAUCUCGACGCAGACUCUCAUUGUAAAGAUGGGUAGACUUCUGCCAACCACUUUAUGUGACCGCUUGGUCAACAUCCCAUCUGCCGCACGGAUUUCUAAAUGACUCCCCAUCCUGUAUUUGGCUGUACUGUGCUACUGCCCCGCAUCAGACGCAAAAAUUGUUCGUGCA